Messenger RNA from Glossina fuscipes, 2245 nucleotides. RefSeq names its product BCL-6 corepressor-like protein 1 (gene Vajk3). NCBI's taxonomy places the organism in Eukaryota, Metazoa, Arthropoda, Insecta, Diptera, Glossinidae. The record is from RefSeq and is a predicted model, not a curated record. Bases 162 to 1520 code for a protein of 452 amino acids. The transcript is spliced from 3 exons.
AGUCAAAGGUUUGGAAUCGUAGCGGAUUCUUCAAAUCCUUUAUUUUCCAUAUAUUUAAAAAAAAAAACUAAUUAGAAGAAGAAGACUGUGUUUGUGUUGUUAAUUUUAAGUGAGCCGCUGACUUUGUUUUAAUAUUGGGAUAGUGAAUAAAACAUUAAAACAUGAAGUUAUUUAUCUGUUUAGCUACACUGCUAGUGGCUUCCAAUGUCUACGCUGGUGAUACUGCUGCUAAAAAGUCGGCGGCGGUUUCGUCUUCGACUUCCUUGGAUAGUGGCAAGAAAAUUCCUUUAGAAAAGAAACUUGAUAAGCGUGGCCUACUUGACUUGGGCUAUGGCUAUGGACAUUCCGGUCUUGAUUUAGGCUACAUAGGCCACGGUUCCAUUACUUCUGGUCACGGCUAUGGUGGGUAUGGAGGUCAUGGAGGCGGUGUAUUGGUCGCUCACUCGGCUCCUUCCUAUGUCGGUGUUUCGGCACAUGCCGCACCCGCUGAAUUUCUUAUUAGCAAAAUGGCUGAUGUGCACAAAACCAUAACGAUUACCAAAGGUGUACCUUAUCCAGUACAUGUUGAUCGUCCCUAUCCGGUCGUACACGAAAAACGUGUGCCAGUUGAAGUUAAAGUACCGGUUCCACAACCUUAUGAAGUAAUCAAAAAAGUUGCUGUUCCUGUCAAGGAGUAUGUUAAAGUACCUAUUCAUGUACCACAACCUUACGAGGUAAUCAAAAAGGUGGAAGUACCAGUACAUGUACCUGUUGAUCGGCCAGUCCCAGUAAAGGUGCCAGUACCACAACCCUAUGAAGUGGUUAAACAUGUUCAAGUGCCAGUGCAGGUACCAGUGCCACAGCCCUACGAAGUGGUUAAGCAUGUGCAAGUUCCCGUAAAGGUCCCUGUACCGGUGCCGCAGCCUUACGAAGUCAUUAAGCAUGUUCAAGUGCCAGUGCAUGUACCAGUCGAUCGCCCUGUACAUGUAACUGUUCCUAAACCUUAUCCCGUACCUGUGGAAAAACCGUAUCCCGUGGUAGUAGAAAGGAAAGUACCGGUACAAGUACCUGUACGUGUAGAUAAACCGUAUCCAGUAGCUGUGGAUCGUCCUUAUCCUGUUAAAGUACCAGUUGCCGUUCCGCAACCUUACACCGUAGAAAAACAGGUACCAUACACAGUUGAUAAGCCAGUGCCAGUACCAAUCAAAGUGGCAGUUGAUCGUCCUUAUCCCGUGCAUGUCACUCGACCUGUACCAGUAGCCGUUGAAAAACCCGUUCCAGUACCAGUUGGCGUACCUUACGUUGCCGGCCAUUCUGUAGUGCAACAUGGAGCAGUUGCUUACGGUGGUGGUGGUGGUGGUGGUGGCGGUGGUGGCGCCAUUCUGUUAAGCGGAGGCGGCGGUGGUGGUCACGGUUUCUCGUCUAGCGGUUUGGGCUUCUCUUCCUAUGCCGGGCAUGGUCACAGUGGUGGUGGCGGUGCUCUCAUCUAUGCUGAUGUCGGUCAUGGCGGUCAUGGCGGUUAUCAUCACAAAAAGAAAUAAAUAAUAACGCAGACAGAAUUCUACCAAACAAACUCUUUAGGCUCUCACUCAUUAAUUCAACCAACAACAAAUUUUUAUAUAAACGAUUGUUGUUAUUGUAAUUGAAGCGGAAACCCUAGCAAUUUUAAUUUUAAUCUUCAAUUAUCCAAAACCCAUGCUACGAACUCUUAUUAUGUGCGGACACCACAAAAUAUCAUCUUUAUGUGGUGUGAGAAGCGAAUAAUUCCUUUGCAACGUAGAAAAAACUGAGAUAAAUAAAUAUUUUCCCCUAGGUAUGCUUCUUCGACUUAUAUCUUUUAUUACACAGCUUUACAUAAUGCGAGACGCAUUGAAAUUGUUUAAGAAUUUCUCUGAAAAUUUUAAAAACACUUCUUCGAGACAAGAACAGCAGCCUGCCAUUAGAAUUAAGUCAUAGCAACAUCAUCCAAAGGAAUUUAGCUUAAACACAACUCACAGCUUGACCAAAAUUGUAUAAAUGUUUGUAUAAACAAAAUUAAAUUUUAGUUCUGUCUCUGUUAAAAGAAAAGUUCAUUUAAGAGUUAAUUCCUUUAAGUAUUUUCUUUAAAUCCUUAAAGCCAAUCGUGAUAUUCUUGUGUAUAGACUUUUGCUUUCCGAUUUGAAGAAAAUAAAAAAAAAAAACUUUUAUGACCGUGUGUGUCAAAAAUUCUCCACCCCUUGAAUUCUUAAACAAUUUUAUAUGAUCCGCUGUGUGUUCCGGCUUUAGU